UGGGGAGCUCAAGGAAGAGGGGAAAGCAAGCAGGAUCGUCGCUGAAAUGGCCACCAAACUCGUUGAUCUGGUGUAUUGGCGGAAGUUGAGGAGGACCGGUGUGGUGUUCACAGGUCUGGUGAUCAGUCUUGCCAGUCUGUUCCAGCUCAGUGCCAUCACCGUGAUCUCACACAUCUGUCUGGGUGUCAUGUCUGUCACCUUCACCCUCCGCCUCUACUAUAAACUGCUGGAGCUGCUGCGCUGGAACCCCGGGGUUCACCCCUUUGAGUCUUAUCUGAAUCAUGACAGCUCUCUGACAGACAAGGAGACAGUGAUGCUGGUGGAGGAGGUGGUCCUGCUGAUCGCCUUUGCCUUCACAGAAAUGAAACGGCUGAUUUUCAUCGAGAGCGUGAUCGACUCCAUAAAGUUCGUCCUGCUCCUGUAUCUACUGACUUAUGUUGGGGUCUUUACUAGUGGCCUGACUCUUCUGAUAACUGCCGUGAUCGUUGUUUUCUCCCUUCCUCUGUUGUACAAAAAGAACAAGAUGCGUUUAAGGAGGAUGGUAAGAGCAGCCAAAGCUUUUGUAAAGAAAAUCAAAGACCUUUUCCUCAGUCUGUAUCAUAAGGUGAGACCCUCUCCUCCUCCUGAACCUGCCCCCAAACCUGCACCUGCACCCGUAGCUGCACCGGCCCCCAGACAGAAAGCCAAGGCAAAGUAACUGGGUGGUCACGUGUUUGAAAGCACCCAUGAUAUGGGAUUCGGAAAAUGUUGGAAUGGUUACAUCAUCUGUGGGGCCACUUUGAGAGCCGGCUCAUGUCCAUUUCUCCACCAUGAUGUUUGUUAAUAGGAGCAAGAUAUAAUUGAUCCUGACAGCUGAAACAAAGCUGCCAUUCACUCACAAAGAAAGAGUGGAAGUGUAUGAGCAGAAGAUUUUAAUUUACUGAGAUGCUUUUUGUAUAGGCAAUGUUUAACUCAACCAGUUCACACUCAUGUACUCUAAGCAGCGGCAGAAUACCACGGUGUGUUUUUUCUUUGAUAACAGCUCUAGUUUUACAGGGAGCUCCAUGUUCCUCUUGAACUGCAGAAUUAUUCAUCAUGAACCACUGAAGCAUUAUUGCUGUUCUCAUUAUGUCUACGCAGCACCAUAAAUUGUAAGCUCGGUAGAAUAAAUCUGACAUGAACAUCAGCUGCUAUUAAUUAACAUUCAUGUUUGUUUUGCUUGCUGCGUUGGAUAUAUUUUCAAAAGCUUUUUAAAUAGCAACACCUUGCAACUUUUAGGAGAGUUUAAUGAGAAAUAAUGAGGACAUCGUCAUAUGCUGUUCAUGCUAAUUGCAUUUAAUCAGGUACAAACUGACCUGCUGAUGUUCCUGGAGCAGAUUAGUUAUUAAAGAUAUAAAGUGCGGGAACUAAACAAGUGAGGGCAACUUCAACUCAGCAGUAACUAAAUUAAAAUUGGACUGAUUAAUCACAAAACAGAAGCAUUUUUUAUGUAUUUGCAGUUAGGACAACUUUAUUUCUGCUCUCAUAUUUCACCUCCUGGUUAAAACUAGUUAUAGACACAGUGUUUCUGUCCACCUGAUGGAUAUAACUUAGAUAUUUACUACUUUUUCAGCUCAGGUUUGCUUUUUUGCCUUUAUUGACAACACACAAUGUCAGUAAACUCAUACUACAAGCCCAUAGAAAUGUUUAAAGUUGCAUCAGUUAACCAGUGAAAGCUAACUUAUUGGUGCUUCCAGCUGACAUAAAACAAUGCAGCAUAAAUUUGGAAUACGGUUUUCGUGCCAAUAAAUAUAAUAUAUAUUAUAAUACUUUAGCUAUCUUUUGUUCCCAGCCAAAACAGUGAAAUUGUGGUCAGUAAACCAAAGGAGUUAGCUGAAAGAGAAAUGCUCUGUAGGGCUAAUUGAAUUGGGUAAUACUUCUACAUGGCUUUGUAACUAUAAGCGAUUUUUGAUGUAAACAUAUUGAUUAUAGCUGCUUUAAGCUUGCCAAAAUGUCUUUUCUUUUUUUACUUUUUCAAAUACUCCUACAAGUCGUACAUCAACUUGAUUAGUGUUAUGUUGCCUACAUGAGUCUUAAAUUGUACAUAACUAUAACUAUGACGAGAUACUCCACCCUGUUUAGUUGCAUAGCAGUGUGAACCAGUUUACCCACUUUAACCUGCCUAAGGGGACAUUUCAUUAGAUAAAACCAUUUUUAACAUUUCAAAACACUUUAAAAGAGAGAAAGCGAUUUUCACAUUGUUAUUCAAUAGUUUAACAAGGGGUUCUGCAAGACCUGAUGAAAGCUGAUACACAAGUUAACAAUGCAUAGUUUCUGAUGACGGUUUGCCUUUCAUGUAUCUCCACAAAUGGCUCUUCAGUAGCUGUAAUGGGGCGCUGCAUUGUUCACUUGGGAACAGUCAAACCACACUCUUAUUGAUCAAUUGUCAUCAAAACUUAAAACAUCUUUAACUUUAACAUGUGAGAAAGAGAAUAAUGAUAUUUUAAUUUAUAUUCUGGGCGCAUUAUUCCUUUAUUUAUCCUUUACUCUGACAACUGUACGGUUUUAGCUAGCAGUGCCCUCUAGCGGUCGGGGUUUCAGCUCUUAACUCGCAGUCAUACUAACAUGUCUUAAUUAACUCAAGUUAUUUAGUUUCAUUAAACAAUAUCAACCCAUGUGGAAGAAGCCUUAAAUAGCACUGUGGUAGUUUAAGUAUUUAAUGAACAGAAUAAAAGGUUCAGUACACCUCAGCUGUUUAAAAACAAAACAAAGCAAGGUCAAAAUGUUCUAUAAGAAUUUCAUUUUUUUAAAGCUGUGAGCAGAGUUGGCUGUAACCGAAUCGCCACAGGGGUUAACCCACUCUGCGUUUUUGUUGACACUUUUAUCUCUUGUUAUAGAAUGAGUUAUUUCUAUAGGUACUUGAUAUUUUGUAUUGUUAUUUCCUAAUGUUAUGUUGCU
Molecule: messenger RNA, 2916 nt
Organism: Eleginops maclovinus (Patagonian blennie)
Lineage: Eukaryota; Metazoa; Chordata; Actinopteri; Perciformes; Eleginopidae
Gene: rtn2b
Product: reticulon 2b
Exons: 7
Coding region: 47-697 (216 amino acids)
Cellular component (GO): endoplasmic reticulum membrane
Source: RefSeq, a predicted model, not a curated record